AUGAAUGGCAAUGUUUCUGCGAGUGUUUUGAAAUGUAGGCCUAGUGUUAUUAAAUGGGUUGGCAAAAAUUUUACUGCAGCUAUAAGUUCGAAGACAGACGGUCGUGAUCUUUCUACAGUGGGGACUAUUCAAGCAUAUACAAUGUCGGCGCAAGAACACAAGCAAAGCAAAGGUUCUGAUGAAUCAUCUGAAGAUCAACAAGCCAUAAAUAAGGGAUCUUUGUUUCGUAAGUCGAACAAUGCAGAAAGAAAGUAUGGCUGUCUGAUAUGCAAGAAAAGUUUUAAAUGGCGUUCACAUUGGAAAUCUCACCAAAGAAUACAUACUGGAGAACGACCUUUUCAUUGUGAGAUUUGUGGGAAAACUUUCACCAGGUCUGAUGGUUUACAAUGUCAUAAAAAGGUCCACUUUAAAAUCGCUAAACCUUGCUCUACUGCGACUCAACCAUACUAUGUUCUUGGAAACAAUAUUGUUCAAGAUGCAACUGAUCUAAAACAAGACAAUGUACUCGUAUGUGCUUACUGUGGAAGAACGUUUGGUAGUCUUGCUGGAUAUUACAGACACACUGAUAACAAACAUAAAGGUUUGAAAUAUAUACAUAAGUUUCAUUAUUUCCAAAUAUAACAGCCUCAGUAACAAUUAGUUAAUUGGGCCCAAUGUUCCCAAAUAGAAGAAUAAUAUAGUGAUCUUCUACUCUACAUAAAGCUGUUGGUUGCAUAGGCCCUCGCCAGUUUGAAACAUAUAGCGAGAAAAUUCCAACGUCCUUUCUCUAAAAAUUGAUGAUUGGAGUAUAUAUGUUUGUAAUUUUAUACUAGUGGCAAGAUAUGGUCGCCAUUGCCAUCAUGACCACGAAUGGUUUAGCAAAUUUUAUUCCGUAGUUGCAUUGGCUAGGCAACUUUUAUUCCAUAAUUUGUACAUAGUAUAAGGAACUGUUUAUUAUUUCUUUCUUGGGGUUGGUACCGUACAGAAACCGAUAUAAACAUUGUGUAACAAACAUUGUUAUUUAUCCAACCUCCAGUGCCCGACCAUCGUUUUUCCUAUCUUUUUUCCCCUAAUCUUGUAACUCUGUAUUCGAAUAUCGAAAGAAGAAUAUUAGCGUUUGCUCAUGUACAAUUGAACAAUAUACAGCAAUAAUAGUAACAUAAAAAAGAAAACUAUUUAAGGUCAACUUAGUUUUUAAAGACAUUUGCAUGUAGAACUACUUUAUUUCCGCAGCACUACGAGUCUACGCGGAUAAAGGCCCACACUGAUCGGACGCGAUUCGUCAUCGCGACGCGAAUUUUCAAUGACAUUUAACUUUACUAUUUUUCUGUUUUUCAAAUAUUCGGAACCACUUAAGUAAUUUUAGCUAUUUGGUCUGCAUAUCUUGUAAAAUUUUUAUCCGUUGACGGUUUUAUGUACUAUUUAAAAAACGAGCAGGAGUGUUGUAUUAGGUUUAGAGCCGCGCAGCGCGAGUGGCUUUAGACCUAAUAAAACACGACCUGCGAGUUUUUAAAUGGCUUCAAAAACGUUUGCAUAAUAAGUCAAAUCAUUAUAUAAAGAUCUUUAUAUAAAAAUCUUUAUAUAAAAAUCUUUAUAUAAAAAUCUUUAUAUAGUUUGCAUAACAAUGGUCUUUUGUUAAAGUGUUCUUUAGCUGGUAUAAAGACAUAUGCACGUGACUAAGUUCUUACUCAAGAUUGGAUAAUUGCUUCAUGAAUUAUUAAUGAGUUUUUGAAUUGAUUUUAAAAACUGAAAAUCCGCGUCGCGUUCUCGAAUCGCGUUCGGUCUGUAUGGGCCUUCAAGCUGUAGUUAAUGAUGUAAACUUUGCGCCCAUGCAUAAGUAGUCAACCUGUACCACUCUGGGCACUCUAAUGGAAUGCUAUUUAAUUUCUUUCAGAUAACGAAGACUUACAAUGUCGUAUUUGCAACAUCAUCUUCAACAGACCAAGUGCAUUAGAAAUUCAUAAUCGUGUACAUACCGGAUUGAAACCAUAUCGUUGUGACAUUUGUUCCAAAACAUUUUCAUUACGAGGAAAUCUUAAACGACAUUUAUUUAUACAUAGUGGAGAAAGACCUUACAAUUGUACAUAUUGUUCAAGCUGCUUUAAUAAUUCCAGUCAUUUAGCGAGACAUGUUAAAUCUAAACAUAAUGAGCAAGUCGUGAAUCAGUUGAGGAAUGACAGCAUUGGAAUUUAA
This is a messenger RNA of Paramuricea clavata, 2172 nucleotides long. Lineage: Eukaryota; Metazoa; Cnidaria; Anthozoa; Malacalcyonacea; Plexauridae. The record is from the annotation of a GenBank genome assembly.